AUGACGACGAAAAGUACGACCGACUUCGUCGAAUCAACUGACCCAGCCGGAGGGAAGUCCAAGGCCCAGAUCCUCACCGACGUCUUCUCUCUCGCGACCCAAUUCAGCACCUGUGUUGAGGCUUUCAACCUCAUCCAUCCCUCAAAAGAUCAGGACCAUGCGCAAAAGGUUGUGCUUGCGAAACUUGGCCUACAGCAGGGCAGGUUGCUGAUCUUUGGCGAUGCCGUGGGUAUAACUGCGCCACCUGCGACAAUUGCACGACACAUGAUACCCAGCCAUCCUGGCAUCACAAAUCCAGAUCCACAUGUGCCUGUACACUUUGGCGUCAGAGAUUCGAGGCUUGACGAGGAGGUCAUCAAUGCGAAAGUCCGCAGGGCGCUCCAUGAGAUUGCGGGACGCCCAAGUAGCAUGUCGCGAGACGAACUGAUGAAUGUUUACGGCUUGAAGAGUCCAAAGACUUUCUCGCGCCUCGAAUAUCCAGCACUAGACACGAACCGAUUAGAAGGCUUCCGCGAGAAGUACACCCUGCUGAAGGAUCUCCUAAAUCAGACAGGUGCGCGAGCCAGUCUAAAGCGCAACCUCAGCAUGACGACCUCCCAUUGGACGGUCAAGGACACCACACGCUUCAGCGAGUACGUCAAAGUUGUACGCACCGAAGUCGAUGCUCUCAUCGAUCUCAUGGGCGUGAAAGAGCAGGUUGACCGUGGAAUUCGUUCCGAUCUCAAGAGCAUGGGGUGGCACCCAGACCUGACAGGUCCAGCAGUGCGACAGGAUUGGGAGAAACUGCGUUUGAUUCGCGAAGCCUGUGUAGUCGACUAUCCAGAGUACAUUGAAGUCAUCGACAAAGCCAUGCAGUACAUCAGCGAAGAAGUCAAAGAAUCAAAUCUUGCUCGAAAUCGCGCUGUGUUAGGCCUCUCAGAACCUAACAUGGACGCAGCAGGUGCGCGCCGGAAGUCAGACUACGACAUCCGCUCAGCGCCUGCGCCUGCGCCCGUGCCUACACCCACCGCCGGAUCCAAACCUUCCAAACCGGAAGCAAAAUCUCAUAUCCAACUUGCCGCUGAACGCGCCCUAAAUCCAAAUGCAGGCAAAGAAAAGCGCCCAGGCUGGCUCUCGGCCUUCAAAUUCAAGUCCUGGUCCAAGAGCAGCAAAACUGCACAUGAGAAGCAGCGCUCAAACAGUGUUCCACACACACCAACUGUAGACCCCCAACGCUCCCUCUCCGCAGGCGAAGCACCAAACCAAACCUCAGAAGAUUCCAACACUCUCCAGGCCGUGCGGUCCAAGUCGCUCAGCGCAAUACCCAGCGAUAGCACGCCACAGCCCCCACCAUCAAAUCUCGACUCUCGCGUCCGCAAGCUCAGCCUUGACCACGGAGACAUGGCGAAUAUUCCUCCCAUCCAAGAAAACGGUGGUGAAGUAACUAGUUUCCCUGAAAGAAAUGGACUGCCCGAUUUCGAUGCCGAUAUGGAUAAGAACGCACUAGUGCAGGUUGAUACAGCGAAGAGCGAGGGAAGCAAAGAUGGGUUGGAGAAUAUCAAGACGGCAAAUAGUUAUAUCGAUCGGCAUGAUAUGUAUCCUGCUGUGGGACGAAUUGAGACAAAGGACAUCAGGAACUUUGCGCAUGCGCCGGGAUUAUAA
Alternaria postmessia is the source of this 1641-nucleotide messenger RNA. RefSeq lists its product as uncharacterized. NCBI's taxonomy places the organism in Eukaryota, Fungi, Ascomycota, Dothideomycetes, Pleosporales, Pleosporaceae. Bases 1 to 1641 code for a protein of 546 amino acids. The transcript has a single exon. The record is from RefSeq and is a predicted model, not a curated record.